UUCUUUUUUCAAAUAGAAGACAUGGAGGACGCAAACUGUACAAACCCUGAAUCCAAAGAAGCGUUCAGUAAAGACACCUUACUCCAUACAGCUAUAAAAGAGUCACGCUAUGAUUUACUGCAGAUUUGGUUUAAUGUGGGUCCUCCUUCAGUUGUUAAUGCUCAGAACAGAUGGGGUCAGACACCACUUCACUACGCAGCCGUGAAGAAAACUAUUCUUGAAAAUCUGCUAGCGGUACCAAACAGUGAUCCCCGAAUUCAGGAUAUAAACGGUUACAACGUUCUGCAUUUCUACAUCUAUAACAUUUUUAUGCCUGAAGACUGGAAAAGAAUGAUCCAAAAUUUGCUCAGAUUUGGCAUUGAUAUAAACCAGAAGACUAAAUGUGGCAACACGGUUCUGCAUCUGGCAUGCAGGUACGGCACUUCACCGAGUGUCCUCAGAUAUUUGUUGGAGACUUUUCCUCAAGCUGAUAAAUUGAUAGUCAACGAUGACGGUGAAAACUUUCUGCACACAUUAAUGCAAAGUAUCAACUGUGGGACCGCCACAUCGGAUGACUUAAAAGAGAAAUUUGCUCUACUUGAUGAUAUUGUAAGCAAAAAGAUUUCACUCAUUUCCUCGAAUGUCUUGAAAACAUUAUUGCAACAACAAGACAUAAAUGGUGCUACACCAUUUCUUCUUCUUCUCGGCCAUUUUGUAAAAUACCGAAAAGUAAACGCUAUAGAUGUAUUAAAGAAAAUGUCCAGUGUGUCAGGCUGUUCAACAACACCAGAUAAUUUAGGCAAUUAUCCGAUUCAUAUUGCUUAUGCCUGUUCACAAAAAGCUACCCCUGUUGAUCUUUUGAAAACGCUUGUGAAAUUAGGCAACAGUGCAGAUUCCAAAAAUAUUUUUCAGCAAUCGGUUGCACAUUUAAUGCGGACCUACGGGGAAAGUAUUACGUCAUCAGAUGAAACAAUUAAAUCUCUGCGCAAUCUAGGAAAAGCUGCUAAAGUUGACUUCAACUGCCGAGAUAGAUGGUUGUCCACUCCAUUGAUGUACAUUAGUGCUUGGUGUGACUUCGACUGCUUUUAUACUUUAAACGAACUUUCAGAUAAAUUUUCAGACAUUGACGCGAGGGAUGAAAAUGGUGCAACUGCUCUGCAUUACGCAGCGUAUCAUGAUGCGGCAGAAUUCGCCCAAUGGCUUAUUGGAAAAGGUGCAAAAACAGAUAUCAAAGACAAGAUGGAAGACGCGCCCAUAGACACAGCAAGGAGACAUUUUAGAUCUAGAACAGAAGAAAUGAUUUUGAAAAGCACAGGAUCCAAAAAGGUGUAUGAUAUCAAUCAAGAAUUUCUCCUUAAACUGGAGGGAAUUCGAAACAAGAAACCCCUUCAAUGGAAUGAAUCAGAUGAAUUUUUUGAUCAGCUCCUUCAGCAUAUGUACAGACAGGUUUCAGAUGAAGAUAAAUCAAUCAUUUCUGCAAUUCGAUACUUUGUUGAGAAGCUUUGCAGUAAGGUUGAAGAAUAUGAUCCACGAUUUCGAAUGUCAGUGCUGCAAUCGGGCAGUUCGUCCGAGGGAACGAAAGCAGGUCCUCCAGAUGAAUUUGAUUUCCUCCUUUGUUUAGAUGCCUUUAGUGAAAUCACCGAGAUUCUAAAGACGACAAGCGGAGAAAAGUAUCGAAAUAUCUUCCUAAAACUUAAGGAUCCAGAAAAUUGCAAUUUCCUAGAGUAUUUUGACGGAAAUGGUACAUUUACAACUCCAACUGCUUUCAUGCAUUUAAACAGGUAUUUUCGGCGGGCUGUUUAUGACCCACAUAUGUGGCAGGACGAGAAACUUCGAAAUUUAUGUUAUGUUUUUGAACAGCCUUUCCUUAAGAAUCACAUGAAUACGACGGUAUUUAUGAUACAUUUGACAUGGAUGGGAUGUCAACAUAAACACAUGCAAAUUAAAAUUGAUAUGGUUCCUGUCAUCAGAAAGCCUGCUUGGUGGCCGAUGGAUCCAUACUCCCUACCACUGAUGUCACCGGAGAUCCACGAUGCUGGAUGUCUCCUGAUGCUUGAUACCAAGGAUGAGCUCAAGACAGAUUUUAGUGCAUUCACCUCAGACUACUCACAAGAAUUCACCAUGGACAGCAUAAACCGCAUCGAACCCAUUUCAACCAGUCUACUGGUAUCUACUGCUCCAGCUGAAAUCCGUCUGAUGCAGUCACUUCCAAAAACAAUUCGAGAAAGCUAUGUUGCCGCUAAACUGUUUGCUAACGUUUGCAGCGAAGAUGAUUUUACCAGUUACAUGUUAAAAAAUUGUAUAUUUUAUGUCCUGAAGGACCUAGGAUGGGACCCAAACAAACCAGAGGGAUUUGACACAAAUUCGACCGUACGAGAGCUGACAAUGUUGAUCUUUAAGAAAUUCUUGACAUUUAAUAAGGAAGGCUGUUUACCAAGAUUCUUCCUUCCUGAAAUCGACAUAUUUCUGGAAGAUGAUGAUCGCCUUGACCAAAAAUCCAGAAGAGAAGCAGCCUAUAGGUUGUUGAUAAUGAUGGGAGAUCUAGAUGUGUCUCUUGAUAAAUUGGCCUAUGAGAGUGACAGCAACGACGAUACUGAGGACAGCGAAAGUGACGUCAGUGAUAGUGAUAGUGUUUAGAAUACCCAUUCGUCAAUUUUCCCCUUCAACACGGUACACCUAUAUAACAACAAUAUAAUCAUUCAUUCAUGAAAAUGAGGUCCAAAAAGAAAGUUUGGGGGGAUAUGAUAUUGCAAGAAGUAUGAUAAAAAUAUUUAAGAAAAACAUUUCCCGUUUUAUGUUGAGUUUAUCAUUCACUCAUGGGAGAAAACGGUUCAAAAACAACAAAUCAAAGUAUUGAUGUAUAAAAUCAUGGUUGCAAACUCCUCAGUGCGUAUACGAAUGUUCGA
Saccostrea cuccullata (small rock oyster) is the source of this 2885-nucleotide messenger RNA. RefSeq lists its product as uncharacterized. The record is from RefSeq and is a predicted model, not a curated record. NCBI's taxonomy places the organism in Eukaryota, Metazoa, Mollusca, Bivalvia, Ostreida, Ostreidae. Bases 22 to 2616 code for a protein of 864 amino acids. The transcript has a single exon. Gene Ontology annotation, molecular function: protein binding.